CAAAUUUGGGAUUACAUAACCACUAGACCAACCAAGAAAGGAGAAUAUAAAAAGCCAGUCAUGGAAUGUUUAUAUUUGUUGGGCUGGAAAGUUGGGUUAAGAAUUAGUGAAGCCAUCAAUUUUGAUUUGUCCUUAGAAAACCAAGAACCAUCUUUUAAAAACUUGUAUCUUUUACGUGGUAAAGAGCAAGUAAAAAAGGAGAUGAAUAUUAGUGAGAAAGUAGAAUUAGCACCGCAUACUUUACGCCGAUGCUUCGCUACUUAUCAGGCUAUUUCAGGAAUGCCCUUGCCUGUUUUGCAGAAAGUUUUAGGACACUCUAAAAUAAGCACAACAGCCUUAUAUAUCAAAGAUUCUGAUUUAAGUAAUUUGGUGAAAUUCCGUCCAGUCUAA
This is a messenger RNA of Paraglomus brasilianum, 390 nucleotides long. Lineage: Eukaryota; Fungi; Glomeromycota; Glomeromycetes; Paraglomerales; Paraglomeraceae. The record is from the annotation of a GenBank genome assembly.